Carassius auratus (goldfish) is the source of this 2424-nucleotide messenger RNA. RefSeq names its product transmembrane protein 25. Gene Ontology annotation, biological process: negative regulation of excitatory postsynaptic potential. The transcript is spliced from 9 exons. The record is from RefSeq and is a predicted model, not a curated record. NCBI's taxonomy places the organism in Eukaryota, Metazoa, Chordata, Actinopteri, Cypriniformes, Cyprinidae. Bases 111 to 1232 code for a protein of 373 amino acids.
UGUGUGUGUGUGUGUGUGUGUGCGUGUGUGAGUGAGUGUGUAUUUGUGUGUGUGUUCUGAAUGGCUCCUCAACCGGUCAGAGUCAGCAGCGUCUGUGCACAGAGGUGACUAUGCCCCGUGUGUGUUUGAGGCAGAGGACGCGUCUGUCUGCUUUAUUCUUUCACACCUUGUCCUGGGCCUGUUCAGCAUCCAUUGACCCCGCGCCCAAAAUUGACGGACAGCGGACCUCGUCGGUUACUGUACAGGAGAACAUCACUCACCACUUCAGCUGCCAAUCAGAGGGCUGGGAUGCUCAAGCCCCGCCCCUGCUCACCUGGUACCUGAACGGUGAGAGGCAGAGCGAGGUGACGGGCCGCCGGGGGGCGGGGCGUCUGGUGAUGACAUCAUCGCAGGAUUCUGGAACGCUUCAAUACGGAUCGGAGCGCAACAGCACGUUCACACUGAAGCCGAAGCGCUGGGACCGAGAGCUGGUGUGUGCGGCACGAAACCCCACCAGAGGAGAGAGCUACAACGCCAGCGUCACGCUCAACGUCCAGUUCCGUCCAGAGAUCCUGCGUGUGGACGCUCACUACAGCCAGAGCUCGGACCCAGGCCUCGCCCUCAUUCUCUUCGCUUUGGUUCGCUCCAACCCCCCCGCCACCAUCCGCUGGGUGGAUCAGUCCGGUCAGCUGCUGGCCAACAGCUCCGACUUCCUCAUCCUGGACUCGCGCAGCUUACCCUGGCUGACCAAUCACAGCCUGCAGCUCACACUCAGCAGCCUAUCAGGAAACAUCACCGUGAACGCCAACAACAGCCUCGGCUCCGCCCACAGCAACCUCACACUCACAGAGUUCCUGCAGUCGCGUGUGGAGGUGCCGGUGUUUGGGAUCGUGACGGGUGGUGUCGCCGGCUUCAUCACCCUCCUCAUCUUCACCCUGAUGGUGUUCCUCCUCCUUCAGAAGGACAAAACCAAAGCCCUCGAGGAGCCUGCAGUGCGUCUCUCCAGCAAACGUGAGAACAGCGUGUAUCUGCCGCGGGAGAACAUGUCUCUGCCGUCACACGUGCAGCUGAACGAGGACCGAGCGCUCUGUAAGGGACAGAGCUCCAGACCCAACACACUGGAGAGGAGACGAGCCGAGGACGAGGAGGAGGACCUGUCUGCAGCCUACGCCGCCCGAGGGUUCGCUCGCUAUCCGAUGGUCGGCUACAUCUAUAAAGUCAGCAGCACCAGCAGCGACGAGAUCUGGCUCUGAUUCACACACACAAACAGAGCCGUGAUGAACUACGGCUGACCUCUGACCUCACGCCUUGCCGAGACUGAUGAAUCUCUCAGACAUCAAGCCUCAUAUCUGAGAUCUCGACGUGAUUGACUGACAGUGUCCUGCUGAAGAACUACAUUACCCAUAAUCCCCUGAUCAAAAAAAAAACCACUGUUACUAUGGAAACACCAUUCAGAGGCUACUUUAGUUAAUUGUAGCAUUGGUGAUGAUGAUUCCUGAAACGUUUGCGAAAUCAGAGAAAAAGAGUCACAGACUGAUUCAGUUCCAUCAAACACAGGGAAUCAUGGGAUCUGUAGUUCAUUCAGAAUCACUUGCUCAUUAAUAUCUUCAUCUCUGAUCAUGUUCUCAGAGUUAGUUAUGAAGAAAUGUUCUUUCAGUUUUCUGGCUUUCUCAAAACAAUAUUUAUACGUUGUUUAUUAAACAUUUUUAUGAAACAUUUCAGUUGGACAUCAUCUAACUUUUUCAAAUGUAACUAAUUAUUUGCCUCAGAUGAUUCAGAGAACAUUAAAAAGUAACGUUCACAAGUUUGCAGAAUUCUAAAAUGUAACAUUUCCUUAAAGUUCACAGAACCAAAAUAUAACAUUUUUAAAAACCGGAUGUUUUGAACUGAUUGGGAAUGUUAACAUUUAUAGAAAAUAUUUAUAGUCUGUAAUGACGAAUCUCUGAAAUGCAUCUAGAGGGAAUCAGUGUGAACUGAAGUAAAUCAGAUCACGAAUGAUUCGUACAAACCGUUUGACUGACCAUCACUGUAUGUGACAUGUGUGACAUCGACAGACUGUACAUACGUGCUUUCCUCGGUAUUUACCCACAGUUCUUUGCUGCUAUAUGGAAUGCUGUGUUAUAUUGUUUAAUAUUAAGGAAUGUUCAGUAAAUCGUCAGAUAUAUGAGAUAAAUAUGUGAAAAAUCUAUAUAUUUAAAUGAAUAUAAAGCAUAUUGUUGGUAUGGUGUUAUGAUCAUAUGCAUAUGUAUAUUUACUGUAAGUAUAUUUGUAAAGCUCAUUAUGAAUUUGUACAUACAAAUCUAUAAAAUAACGCAUGUCACUGUGUUUCCAUCCAGCAGGAGGCGCUACUAGUUAACCUGAGCUUGAGUAGUACUAGUUAAGUAUUAUCUCGUUUGUGUGUAUUAUUAGUCAUAUGAUGAAAUACCUCAAUAAAUCAUAUUGAUC